AUUUGCACAUUAGUCUGAGAGAAGCACGCGAGCGGAGCUGAGGCCGAAUCCGCGUCCGUCGUCGUCGCGAGAAAUUCUGUGUAUUGUAGAGGUGAAAUCUCUCGCAAUAAAAAAGAACGAGUCUUUUCGUCCCAUUUUUGGGCACUUUAAACGGGGGGCCCGUCGGAGAUCCGUUUUUUUUUGGAAAAUGUUUGUGAAUUCGUGAAUUUCACAAGUCGAGUGCGAGUUUUUCCCUAGUUUCGUGUGGGAUUCAUGCUUGCGUGCGUGAAAUUCCCGUGUUUUUGUGCUGUGUGAUCCUUCGCCGAGAGCGCCAUCAUUGCAGCCAAAGUUGAAGGCAAACUCGGAUCGGAUCGAAGUGUUCAGCAAAUACCUAUGGAUACGUGAUUCCACGCGUACACACGCAGCGUCGUCGUCGUCGUCGAUCGUUCAUCGUCGUCGAAUGGUCGCCAAAGGGAAAAUGGCAAUUAUUCUGCGUGGCGUCGAAUAGGUUGACGGAUGUGUGUAUAAAUGAGGCAGAAAUGAAAAUGAAUGAAAUAUCAAAUUUCAAUCAAGCUGCUGCCAACAGAGGCAGUCGUGCCAGUGUAUUGUCCACCGUGUAGUGUCUGUUGUCUCCUCUCAUUCUCUCACCCUCUUCAACUCGCUCACAUCAUCGGUGCGAGGCGACAGAGUGCGAAAAUAAAGAAAAGAAAGCAAAGCGGAGAAAAAAAAAAUAAAUAAAAAAUAGUGAAACAAUGAGUGCGAUUACGAGCAAAAUGAAGAAAAGUGAAAAUGUUUUAAAUGGAAUUUACCAGUUGGAUCAUUUCUGCGAGGAAAAUUUGUACAGCUAGCUAUUUGUUAGGCGUAAAUAGUGAGAGAAUCCCCCAAACCCCCUCUCUCACCACCAGUCCAGCCAAGUCGCUGUGUGUGUUUUAGUAUGUGUGUGUAUGUGUCAGGUCAGGUGUAGAUCGCACGCCUCUGUUCUGCUUCUACAACUCUGAGCGCCUAUGUUUUGUACCGUCUUCUAUUCCGAUGUUUUCUUGUCGUAACGACAAGUCUUGCUGAAAAAAAAAAGAGUCACCAAAAGGAAGGCGAAGGAAAAUCUGGAAGAUCAAAGGAAGAAAAAAGGGAGAAAGGAAAAAUAUAAUUCCAACGCACCAAACAACACACACACAUCUACACUUAAGUCAACAACAACAUAUAAACAUGUAUUCAACUGCUGCCAUAUUUGGAUAUAAAUCGUCGUGCAUCUCGCUCACCCUAGUGGCAUUGAUAGCCACUUUGAUACAGGUGUGUCGAAGCGCGGACCUUGUGAUAGAAAUCCCGGGAAACCUCGGCGCCGAUGACUCGUACUAUCGGCUCGAUUACUACCCGCCGGUGGGUAACCCGGCGCCGAACGCGACGAUCGCGUCCCGGGACGUCGGCGACGAGAUUCAGUUCUCGAACGGGCUGCCCGGCACCCGGUACAACUUCUGGCUGUACUACACCAACUCGACGCACCACGACUGGCUGACGUGGACGGUGUCCAUAACGACCGCGCCGGACCCGCCCUCGAACAUGUCGGUGGCGGUCCGGUCCGGCAAGAGUGCCACCGUGAGCUGGAGCCCGCCGUCGCAGGGCAACUUUUCGGCGUUCAAGCUGAAAAUCCUCGGCGUGUCGGACAACUUUGUCACGAACCAGACGAUCGCCGUCGAGGAGAGCCAAUUUCAGUACAGCUUGCGCGACCUGACCCCGGGUGCGACCUACCAGGUGCAAGCGUACACCGUGUUCGACGGCAAGGAGUCGGUCGCGUACACCAGCCGCAACUUCACCACAAAACGCUAUCGCCAUAAAGAUCUGUUGGACAUAAAAAUUCUGCGAGAACCCAACACGCCGGGCAAGUUUAUCGUGUGGUUCCGCAAUGAAACCACGCUGCUCGUACUGUGGCAGCCGCCGUACCCCGCCGGAAUCUACACGCACUACAAGGUGUCAAUCGAACCGCCAGACGCACUAGGCAGCGUUCUGUACGUACAAAAAGAGGGCGAACCCCCGGGACCGGCUCAGGCCGCCUUCAAGGGUUUAGUCCCAGGCCGGGCGUACAACAUCUCCGUGCAGACCAUGUCCGAGGACGAAAUCUCACUCCCCACAACCGCCCAAUACCGAACGGUUCCCCUCCGACCGAUGAACGUGACCUUCGACAGAAAGGCCGUUACGGAAAACUCCUUCAAAGUGAUGUGGGAAGCCCCGAAGGGCACCAGCGAGUUCGACAAGUACCAGGUGUCCAUCGCGGCCACGCGACGCCAGCAAGCGGUCCUACGCAACGACAACGAGAACAUGGCCUGGCUAGAGUUCAAAGACAACCUGGACCCCGGCAAAACGUACUCCGUGGUAGUGAAAACCGUCUCCGGCAAGGUCACCUCCUGGCCGGCGAGCGGCGAUGUCACCCUCAAACCGCUGCCAGUGAAGAACCUCUACUCCUACACUGACAGCAAAACCGGCAUCCUCACCAUCUCCUGGGUUCCGGACGAUGCCAGCACGCAGGACGAGUACAAGAUCAGCUACCACGAGCUGGAAACCAACAACGGCGACUCCAGCACGAUGAACACCGACAAAACCACCUUCGCCCUGGAAUCCUUACUCCCAGGCCGAAACUACUCCAUCACCGUACAGGCAAUCUCGAAAAAGAUGGAAUCCAACGAAUCAACCAUCUUCGUCGUAACCCGGCCCUCGUCCCCCAUCAUCGAGGACCUCAAGUCGAUCCGCGAGGGUCUCAACAUCAGCUGGAAGAGCGACGUCAACUCGCGCCAGGAAAAGUUCGAGGUCACCUACACCAGAAACGAUACCAACGACGGCAAAACCGUACUUACCACCGAAUCUAGAUUAGUGUUUACCAACUUAUAUCCGGGAGCGGGCUACGAGGUGAAAGUGUUCGCCAUGAGUCACGGACUGCGCAGCGAGCCUCACUCGUACUUCCAAGCCGUCUACCCCAACCCACCGCGCAACAUGACAAUCGAAAAGGUAACCAGCAACUCGGUGCUCGUCCACUGGAAACCCCCGGAGCGAUCCGAAUUUACCGAAUAUUCCAUCCGGUACCGCACCGAAAGCGAAAAGCAAUGGAUCCGUCUGCCCUCGGUAAAGGCAACGGAGGCCGACGUAACCGAUAUGACGCCGGGCGAGAAGUACACGAUCCAGGUGAACACCGUUAGUUACGGCGUCGAGAGUCCCAACCCCCAGCAGGUGAAUCAAACUGUACGUCCGAAUCCGGUGUCCAACAUUGCCCCGCUGGCUGACUCGAACAACAUUACGCUCGAGUGGCCACGGCCCGAGGGACGGGUUGAAACGUACAUCAUCCACUGGUGGCCCACCGAGUUCCCGGACCAAGUUUCGACCAAAAAUGUUUCCGAGGUUAAUACAAUUCUGCCAUACCCAGGAAGUGGCUUGGGCGACGAAGAGAAACCGGCCGAGGAACUGCCGACGGUGCGAAUCCUCGUCGGCGACUUAAUGUCAGGGGUAAUGUACAACUUUAAGAUUCAAACGGUGUCGUACGGUUUGACCAGCGAUGUGACAAAACUGCAAACGCGCACAAUGCCACUAAUCCAGUCCGAGGUGUUGAUCGUAAACAACGUCCAGAUGCGCGAUACGGUCACGCUGAGCUACACACCGACGCCGCAGCAGUCGUCCAAGUUUGAUCUGUACCGAUUCUCGCUGGGCGACGUGAGCAUUUCCGACAAGGAAAAGCUCGCCAACGAUACGGACCGCAAGGUGACGUUCAACGGGCUGAUACCGGGACGGUUGUACAACAUCACGGUCUGGACCGUCAGUGGAGACGUUGCCAGUCAGCCGAUCCAACGCCAAGAUCGGAUGUAUCCCGACCCGAUAACGGUGCUAAAUGCUGGCAACAUUACCGACACGGAGAUCGUGUUGAACUGGGACAUUCCGAAGGGUGAAUACAACGCGUUCGAAAUCCAAUACCUCAAGAACGACUCGCAUUACGUUCAAAACUUUACCGUAAACAAUCAUAUUACAAUCGCCGAUCUGAAACCACAUCGGAACUACACAUUCACCGUAGUUGUCCGCUCCGGAACCGAAUCCAGCGUGUUGCGCAGCAGUCUUCCAGUUUCGGCCAGCUUCCAAACUAAGGAAUCGGUUCCAGGACGCAUGGACAAAUUCGCACCCGUAGAUAUACAACCAAGUGAGAUCACCUUCGAGUGGUCUCUUCCACCGAACGAACAAAACGGCGUCAUUAGACAAUUUACAAUCACUUACGGCCUCGACGGAUCACAACACACCCAAGCGAAGGACUUUAAGCCGACCGAACUGCGCGGAAUAAUCAAGGGCUUGCUGCCGGGAAAAACGUACAUCUUCCGAAUUCAAGCCAAGACGGCGAUCGGCUAUGGUCCCGAGCAAAUGUGGAAGCAAAAGAUGCCCAUUUUGGCCCCACCGAAACCCGAAACUCAGGUCGUUCCCACCGAGGUGGGCAGCAGCGCGACGACAAUCGAGAUCCGAUUCCGUAAGCAUUACUUUAGCGACCAGAACGGCGUCGUUACGACGUACACCAUCAUCAUAGCCGAGGACGACAGCAAGAACGCUUCCGGCCUGGAGAUGCCCAGCUGGUACGAUGUGCAAUCGUACAGCGUGUGGCCACCGUACCAGGUCAUCGAGCCGUACUACCCGUUCAAGAACAGCUCCGUGGAGGACUUUAUCAUCGGCACCGAGAACUGCGAUACCCGCAAAUCCGGGUACUGCAACGGUCCGCUCAAGUCGGGCACGACGUACAAGGUGAAGGUUCGUGCCUUUACCGCGCCGGACAAGUUCACCGACACGGCGUACUCGUAUCCGAUUCGAACAGCAGGAUUGCUAUCGGUCAAUGCCCAAGACAACACGUCGCUGAUCGUGUCGAUCACGGUGCCGCUGUUCAUCAUCCUGCUGCUCGUCGGCACGAUCGUGUUUCUGCGCCGCCGCCGGCACACCGGCCGCAAAAAGGCCACCGAGCAGCGCGCCAACGACAAUAUGUCCCUGCCGGACAGCACCAUGGAAACGAGCCGUCCAGUACUAGUUAAGAACUUUGCCGAGCACUACCGCAUGAUGUCGGCCGAUUCGGACUUUAGGUUUAGUGAAGAAUUCGAAGAACUGAAACAUGUUGGCCGGGACCAACCUUGCACGUUUGCCGACCUGCCGUGCAAUAGACCUAAGAACCGCUUCACCAACAUUUUACCGUAUGACCACUCUAGAUUUAAGCUGCAACCGGUUGACGACGAGGAAGGUUCGGACUACAUCAACGCUAACUACGUUCCGGGACACAAUUCGCCCCGCGAGUUCAUCGUGACGCAGGGUCCACUGCACUCGACGCGAGACGACUUCUGGCGCAUGUGCUGGGAAAGCAACUCCCGGGCGAUCGUCAUGCUGACGCGGACGUUCGAGAAGGGUCGCGAAAAGUGCGACCACUACUGGCCCCACGAUACCGUACCGGUGUACUACGGGGACAUCAAGGUGACGCUGCUCAACGACAGCCACUACCCGGACUGGGUCAUCACCGAGUUCAUGAUGACGAGGGGUGACACGCAGCGCAUCUUGCGCCACUUCCACUUUACCACGUGGCCCGACUUUGGGGUGCCGAACCCGCCCCAGACGUUGGCGCGCUUCGUGCGGGCGUUCCGCGAACGGGUCGGGCCCGACCAGCGGCCAAUUGCGGUGCACUGCAGCGCCGGCGUCGGCCGGUCCGGUACGUUCAUCACGCUCGACCGAAUCCUGCAGCAGAUACAGGUAUCGGACUACGUCGACAUCUUCGGCAUUGUCUGGGCAAUGCGAAAAGAACGUGUCUGGAUGGUCCAAACCGAGCAGCAGUACAUUUGCAUUCACCAGUGCUUGCUGGUGGUCCUGGAGGGUAAGGAAGGUACCGAGCGUGAAAUUCAUGACAACCCCGGCUACGAAGAACCGGGUGAGCAAGAAGAGGCUUCUGAGGAGCGGCAGCUAAUCGAUGGCCAGGAAGUGGAAGCCAUCGGCGACCAGCUGGUGGAGGCAGCCAGCGCCAGUGAUAUGAUCGAUGACAACGAGGAGGAGCAGCACAAAGAGGGCGAGGCUGAGCAGCAGCAGCAGGAGGCACAAAUAGCACAGAGCAAUACUUUAAGCAACAGCAGCAGGACUGACGAUGCCAAAGAUAAUAAUACAAAUCAUUGCCAAGAAACAGAGGUGAUAGCCGUCGAAGUACAAGCAUACACUAGAAGUAACAGUAGAGAGGCAGCGGCAGCUGAGGAAUCGGCUGAGAAUAGCAAUGAGACAAGCCGCGAGGACAGUGGCAGCAGCAGCAGUGGGGGGCAGUUGAUCGAAUCUGUCGAACCAAAAUCGGAAGGUAUUAACAACAGUGAGCAGCAGCAGCAGCAACAACAGCAGCAGUCAAUUGGCAAUAAGCUAUGGAAGGAGGAAAGAUGACAGUUGGAGAACGAUAGCGAUAACAGGAGCAGCGGUCGAAGCAGCAUCGUUAUCGCUAUCAACGACGACAGCCACGGGGCAAACAGUGCGCACAUGGCCGAGGAUCGCAAGGACGACGAAACGGAAAUCGACGUCGG
Culex pipiens pallens (northern house mosquito) is the source of this 6521-nucleotide messenger RNA. It is a transcript of the gene Ptp10D, whose product is annotated as tyrosine-protein phosphatase 10D. Gene Ontology annotation, biological process: protein dephosphorylation. Gene Ontology annotation, molecular function: protein binding; protein tyrosine phosphatase activity. The record is from RefSeq and is a predicted model, not a curated record. The transcript is spliced from 13 exons. NCBI's taxonomy places the organism in Eukaryota, Metazoa, Arthropoda, Insecta, Diptera, Culicidae. The coding region runs from base 1183 to 6384 and encodes 1733 amino acids.